AGUCUCUCGUGCCUUGGCUGUUCGACUUGUCAAUCAUUCAGUCCAACAUGGACGACUUUGUAAUGCAGCAGAGCCAGUGCUAGGACUGAAGAUACGACAACAGAAUACGAAAACCCAUAGGGUCGGCUGCUGUUGCAGCCAGGAGAGAGGAGGUAAAGAUGCCUUCUCCGUCAUUUACCCUCGAUGCCCAGCUAAGAUUUCAUGACAAAUGGCUGAAGAUAGACUUGCAGCGAGCCUUCUCUCCAGAGGGCCUGAGCGAGAUGUGGAACGAGAUGGUGAAGGAUGAGGAGAUCACCUUCAACGGAGAAGAGGCAGCCCACCUAGAAGACUGCACGGACUGCUUCGCCACACAGAAGAAGGAGGAGUCUAACGACAAGGAGAAGAAGGAGGAGGAGGAGACUUCCACGUCGGUCCAUCACUCCAUCAUCGAGACGUGGGACUGGGGCCGGCAGCCAGACGAGAACGAGCUGAAGGAGUGCCUGAUGGUUCUGGUGGACGACCAGCAGAAGCUGUCUGCCCAGACGGCCAAGAGCACGCUGUCUGCCCUGCGUCUGCGCCAGCGCCUGGUCAUCCUGGAGCGCUACCUCAUCUCCCUCAGCCACAGCGUCAUGGAGGAGAAAUACAAGUUCCGCUGGAAGUUCCCUGCCACCCCCCCGCAGCCCGCCGUCGACAACAAGAGCCCCCGUCCUGUCAGUAAGAGUGUGGAGGGCCUGGCCAGGGUGGGCUCCAGGGCUGCGUUGUCCUUUGCGUUCGCCUUCCUCCGAAGAGCCUGGAGGUCAGGAGACGACGCGGACCUGUGCAGCGAGCUCCUGCAGGAGUCUCUGGACGCCCUGCGCGCCCUCCCAGAGGCCACCCUGUUUGACGAGCGGACCGUGUCGUCCGUGUGGCUGGAGGUGGUGGAGAGGGCCACCAAGUUCCUCAGCGACGUGCACGGGAGCGCCAGCUCCAAAAGCAACAUUCCCCUGCAGGAUCAGCACCUGGCCCUGGCCAUCCUGCUGGAGCUGGCCGUGCAGAGGGGCACCCUCAGUCAGCUCCUCUCCGCCGUGCUCCUGCUCCUGCGUCUGUGGGACAGCGGCACCCGGGAGAUGGACAACGAGCGCUCCACCCAGGGCACCAGCGCCCCCCUGCUGCCCCUGCUGCAGCGCCUGCAGAGCAUCUACAGCACCAAGGACGAGCCGGUCCCCCAGGAGGAGGGAGAGAUUCUCUCCGCUCCGCUCAGCCCCAACGAGAGCUUCCUGCGCUACCUGACCCUGCCGCAGGACAACGACUUGGCCAUCGACCUGCGGCAGACGGCCGUGGUCAUCAUGGCCCACCUGGACCGCCUGGCCUCCCCCUGCAGCCCUCCUCAGUGCAGCUCUCCCACCUCACACAAGGGAAGCCUCCAGGAGGUGAUUGGCUGGGGACUGCUGGGCUGGAAGCUGUACACCAAUGUGAACGGCCCUAACGAGUGCAAGGCCCUGUCCAGCCUGGGGGUGACCCAGAUCGUGUGCUCCGAGAAGGGCUUCCUCAUCCUGGCCAGCAGUGGGGCCGUCUACACCCAGAACUACAAGUGCACCACUCUGGCCCCCAUGCUGGUCCACGCCCUGACCUCCAGGAAGAUCCUGAAGCUCGCCGCACACCCCGACGGCCAGCACUACCUGUCCCUGUCCACCAACGGAGAGGUGUUCUCCUGGGGCUGUGGAGACGGAGGCCGCCUGGGACACGGGGACACCACGUACCUGGAGGAGCCUACCUUGAUCUCAGCCUUCACAGGGAAGCACGUGGUUCACAUCGCCUGUGGGAGCACCUACAGCGCCGCCAUCACAGCGGACGGAGAGCUGUACACCUGGGGGCGGGGCAACUACGGCCGGCUGGGCCACGGCUCCAGCGAGGACCAGACCACGCCCAUGCUGGUGACGGCUCUGAAGGGGCUGAAGGUGUUGGAUGUGGCGUGUGGGAGCGGGGAUGCCCAGACUCUCGCUGUGACGGAGAACGGUCAGGUGUGGUCCUGGGGGGACGGGGACUACGGCAAGCUGGGCCGGGGCGGCAGCGACGGCUGCAAGACACCCAAGCUGCUGGAGAAGCUCCAGGACCUGGACACGGUCAGGGUGUUCUGCGGGAGCCAGUUCUCCGUGGCGCUCACCAAGGACGGCCAGGUGUACACCUGGGGGAAGGGGGACAACCAGCGGCUGGGCCACGGCACGGACGAGCACGUGCGCUACCCCAAGCUGCUGGAGAGCCUGCAGGGUAAGAAGGUGGUGGACAUGGGGGUGGGCUCCACUCACUGCCUGGCCCUCACCGAGGAGGGCGAGGUGCACAGCUGGGGCAGCAACGACAAGCUGCAGCACUUCGACACGCUGUUCUCCAAUAAGAAGCAGCCCAAGGCUCUGCCUGGACUCAACUCCAAACACAUCGUGGGCGUGUCCUGUGGGCCAGGCCAGAGUUUCGCCUGGUCCUCGUGCUCCGAGUGGUCGGUGGGGCAGCGCGUGCCCUUCGUGGUGGACGUGUGCCCCAUGACCUUCGAGCAGCUGGACCUACUGCUGCGGCAGGUGAGCGAGGGCAUAGACGGCGGCUCGGACUGGCCCCCGCCGCAGGAGAAGGAGUGCAUGGUGGUGGCCACCCUCAACCUGCUCCGGCUCCAGCUGCAUGCUGCCAUCAGUAACCAGGUGGACCCGGAGGAGCUGGGCCUGGGCCUGGGCAGCGUCCUGCUCAACAACCUGAAGCAGACGGUGGUGACGCUGGCCAGCAACGCCGGCGUGCUCAACACGGUCCAGACGGCGGCGCAGGCCGUGCUGCAGAGCGGCUGGUCGGUCCUGCUGCCCACCGCCGAGGAGAGAGCCAGGGCUCUGUCCUCCCUCCUGCCCAACGCAGCGUCCGGCAACGAGAUGAGCGUCAGCCCCGGCCGUCGCUUUAUGAUCGACCUGCUGGUCAGCAGCCUGAUGGCCGACGGAGGGCUGGAGUCUGCCCUGAACGCAGCCAUCACCGCCGAAAUCCAGGACAUCGAGGCUAAGAAGGAGGCUCAGAAGGAGAAGGAGAUCGACGAGCAGGAGGCCAACGCCUCCAGCAUGCAGCGCUGCCGCACGGCGCUGGACAAGGACCUCAUCAACACGGGGAGCGUGCUCCUCCCAGAGCUGGUGGUGUCCAUCGUGCUGCUGCUCACCAUAGACGCCGGCCUGAUGCAGGAGACGGGCUCCAUCCCCCUGCUGGCCGGCCUGCUGGAACACCUGGACCGCUUCAACCACCUGGCGCCCGGACACGAGAGGGACGACAACGAGGACCUGGCCUGGCCGGGCAUCAUGGGCUCGUUCUUCACAGGCCAGAGCUCCAGGAACAACGAGGAGGUGUCCCUGAUCCGCAAGGCCGACCUGGAGAACCACAACAAGGACGGGGGCUUCUGGACCGUCAUCGAGGGCAAGGUGUACGACAUCCGAGACUUCCAGGCACAGUCGCUCACUGGGAACAGCAUCCUGGCCCAGUUUGCAGGGGGUGACCCUGUGAUCGCGCUGGAAGCUGCUCUGCAGUUCGAGGACACCAGGGAGUCCAUGCAGGCCUUCUGUGUGGGCCAGUACAUGGAGCCUAACCAGGAAACGGUGACCACCCCAGACCUGAGCAGCCUGUCGUCUCCGCUGAUCGACACGGAGAGGAACCUGGGCCUGCUCCUGGGCUUGCACGCCUCCUACCUGGCCGUGAGCACGCCCCUGGCGCCCAUGGAGAUAGAAUGUGCCAAAUGGCUGAAGUCCUCCAUCUUCUCCGGGGGCCUCCAGACCAGCCAGAUCCACUACAACUACAACGAGGAGAAGGACGAGGACCACUGCAGCUCCCUGGGCUCCGGCCCGGCCGACAAGACCAAGCUGUCCUCCCGCAGGAUCACCCUCAGCGACCACGCACAGCCCUUCCUCCAGGCCAUCGCCGACAACACCACUCAGGACCACACUGUCAAGGACUUCCUAUGCCAAAUCGAGCGCUGCUGUAAGCAGUUCCACCUCAUCACGCCCAUCACCUUCCCCCCAGAGCACCCAGUGGAGGAGGUGGGCAGACUGCUGCUGUGCUGCCUGCUCAAGCACCAGGACCUGGGUCACAUAGCCCUCUCACUGGUCCAUCAAUGUGCCUUGGGCGUGGACCAAUCCAAGCAGAGGUCCCUCCCCAGAUCGGUGAUUGACGUGUGUCGCAUGGUGUACCAGGCCAAGUGCUCUUUAAUCAAGACCCACCAGGAGCAGGGCCGCUCCUACAAGGAGGUGUGCGCCCCCGUGAUCGAGCGCCUGCGCUUCCUGUUCAACGAGCUGCGUCCGGCCGUCAGCAACGACCUGUCCAUCGUGUCCAAGCUGAAGCUGCUGGGGGCCCAGCCGCGCUGGAAGAGGAUCACCCAGAAGCUCAUCAGGGACCGCCGGAAAAAGAGAGUGCCGAAGAAGUCGGAAUCAGCUGACGUCGAGGAGCCCAAACUGGAGAACGCAGGGACCAAUGAGGAAGAGCUGUGCGUCCCAAUAAGCCCCGCCCCCGCCGACCGGAAGUCACCCACCAACAAGACGCCUCCCAAGCAGGAGGAUAGGUGGCAGCCCCUGCUGACCACCGUGGCCAGCGUGCAGAAGUACAAGUGGCUGAAGCACAGUGUCCAGGGCCUGUUCUCCACCUCCAGCCUCAUGGGCACCAUCGUGGAGUUUGCCCUGAAGGAGGAGCCCCUGGACGUGGAGAAGAUGAGGAAGUGCCUCCUCAAACAGCUGGAGCGCGCGGAGGUGAGGCUGGAGGGCAUCGACACCAUGCUGAAGCUGGCAUCCAAGAGCUUCCUCCUGCCCUCCGUGCAGUACAGCAUGCUGUGUGGCUGGCAGAGGGUGGUGCCCGAGGGGACCAACAUAGGGGAGCCGCUGUCUGACUGCCUGAAGGAUGUAGACCUCAUCCCCCCCUUCAACCGCAUGCUGCUGGAGGUGACCUUCGGCAAGCUGUACUCCUGGGCCAUCCAGAACGUGCGCACCAUCCUGUUGGACGCCACCGCCCGCUUCAAAGAGCUGGGAGUUCAGCCGGUGCCCCUCCAGACCAUCACCAACGAGAACCCUGCGGGGCCCAGCCUCGGCACCAUCCCCCAGGCCCGCUUCCUGCUGGCCAUGCUGCACAUGCUGUCCCUGAAGCACGGGGCCAACAGCCUCAGCCUGCUGCUCAACUCUGGAACCCUGGCCCUCACCCAGAGCAUCCUGCGGCUCAUAGGCCCCAGCACAGACAGCAGCGAGGAGGACCAGGGCUCCGGGGCCCACGGAGGCUCAGCCACGGUCCUGGAGGAGUCCAGGAAAGAGACGACCCCCGCGCCCCUGCCCGCCUCCGGCCCCGAGCUGGCCUCCAUGAUGAAGAUAGGCACCCGGGUCAUGAGAGGGCUGGACUGGAAAUGGGGAGAUCAGGAUGGCCCAGCGCCAGGUCUGGGCCGGGUGAUAGGAGAGCUGGGGGAGGACGGCUGGAUCCGGGUGCAGUGGGACACCAGCAGCACCAACUCGUACCGCAUGGGCAAGGAGGGCAAGUACGACCUGAAGCUGGCCGAGCCCCCGGCCGCCUCCCAGCCCACCACCGAGGACUCAGACACCGAGGAUGACACGGAAGGAGAGCCCGUGGAGAAGAGCAGCCACCCGACGGCCAUGAUGCUGACCAGCACGGUGAACCUGCUGAAGACCCUCUCUCUGUCUGCCGGCAUCUACUCUGAGGUGAUGCAGGCGGACGCCACGCGCACGCUCUGCGGCCUGCUGAGGACGCUGGUGGAGAGUGGAGCCAGCGACAAGACAGGCUGCCCGACCCUGAGGCAGGUGUGGCGGGAGCAGCACAGGAGCUGGUGCACGCUGGGCUUCCUCCGCAGCGUGGCCCUCAUGCCCCAGAUGUGCAGCACCCUCAGCACCUCCGCCUGGAUCGGCCUGCUCGUCAGGAUCGUGGAGGGCCAGCAGGCCUUCAACGCUGUCUCCCUGCAGAGACAGAUCCUGGCCCUGCGGCUGUUGCAGGCCGUGCUGCCGUCCUGGGACAAGACGGAGCGCUCUCAGGACAUGAAGUUCCUGGUGGAGAAGCUGUUCUGCUUCCUGGGCAGCCUGCUCAGCACCUGCUCCUCCGACCUGCCCCUGCUCAGAGAGGGCUCUCUACGGCGCAGGAAGUCCCGCCCCCAGGCCUCCCUCACGGCCACUCACAGCAGCACGCUGGCCGAGGAGAUCGUGGCGGCCCUGCGCUCGCUGCACUCCCUGGCCCAGUGGAACGGCCUCAUCAACGACUACAUCAACGCCCAGCUCAGCUGCAUCGGGGACGUGAUGGCCGGACGCCACUCCGAAGCGUCUGUCCUGGAGGACUUCCUCCCCGACUCGGAGGGCCCCCGGGCGGGCAGCCUGAUGGCGGUGCUGGCCGUGAUCGGCGGCAUCGACGGCCGCCUGCGCCUGGGCGGCCAGGUGGUGCACGAGGAGUACGGCGAGGGCAUCGUGACGCGCAUCACGCCCAGGGGCCGCAUCACCGUGCAGUUCCACGACAUGAGGACCAGCCGCGUCUGCCUGCUCAGCCAGCUCAAACCGCUGCCGGUGGCUCCGUUCAGCGUUCAGAACCUCCCCUUCACAGAGCCCAUGCUGGCUGUGUGGGCCCAGCUGGUCAACCUGGCAGGAAGCAGGCUGGAGAAGCAACGCAUGAAGAAGUCCCUGAGCCGCGGCCUCACAGCCGACCAGGUGGACGUGCAGCUCCUCCGCUGUCAGCAGCUGAGGCUGUACAUCCUGAAGGCAGCGCGCGCUCUGCUGGCUCACCAGGACAAGCUGCGCCACAUCCUGUCCCAGCCCGCUGUCCUGGACCUGGGGCCCAGCGCCGGCGAGGAUCCAGUAGCUUUGUCUCCCGACGUGGGGGACUUGUCCCCCGAGGGGCCCCUGCCUCCCCUGCUCCUCCUCCAGCAGCUGCUCUCCGCUGCCACCCAGCCCUCCCCCAUCAAGGCCCUGUUCCAGAGGCAGGAGCUGGAGGCCGCCGCUCUGGCAGUGUGCCAGUACCUGGCGGUGGAAUCCACCCACCCGUCGUCCCCGCUGUUCGAGGAGAGCUGCUCCAGCGAGGCCACCACGCCCGUCACCGUGCAGCAGGCCCGCCCGCCCCGCCAGCGCAGGCCCAAGGCGGCCGCCGCGCCCCCGCUGCCCCUGGUGCUGCAGCUCAUGGAGAUGGGCUUCCAGAGGAGGAACAUCGAGCACGCCCUCAAGUCUCUGUCGGGGACCGCCACCGCCACCUCGGGCGUGCCAGGUGUGGAGGCGCUGGUGGGCUGGCUGCUGGACCACCCGGACGUGCCCGUGUCGGAGCUGUCCGACGCCGACACGCUCUCCGAGGAGGACUCGGACGAGGAGGUGCUGGAGGAGCAGGAGGAGGCCGAGCCUGCCUUCCCUGUGCCUCCGGGAGCCGUGGUGACCGAGAGCCAGACCUUUAAGAAGCGCUCAGACUUCCAGAGCAACGAUGACUACGCCGUCUACAUGAGAGAGCACAUCCAGGUGGGGAUGAUCGUGAAGUGCUGCCGCACGUACGAGGAGGUGUACGAGGGCGACGUGGGCAAGGUGAUCAAGCUGGACCGCGACGGCCUGCACGACCUCAACGUGCAGUGUGACUGGCAGCUAAAGGGAGGGACCUACUGGGUCCGCUACAUCCACACUGAGCUGCUGGGCUUCUCCCCUCAGGGCUCCUCCUACCACAUCAAGAUCGGAGACAAGGUCCGCGUGAAGCUGUCCGUCACCACGCCCAAGUACAAGUGGGGCUCGGUGACUCAUCGCAGCGUGGGCGUGGUGAAAGCCUUCAGCGCCAACGGGAAGGAUGUGAUCGUGGACUUCCCCCAGCAGUCUCACUGGACGGGCCUGCUGUCAGAGAUGGAGCUGGUCCCUAGCGUGCACCCUGGAGUCAGGUGUGACGGCUGUCAGAUGUUCCCCAUCAACGGCCCCAGGUUCAAGUGCCGCAACUGUGACGACUUUGAUUUCUGUGAGAACUGCUACAAGAACCGCAAACACAACACCAGGCACUCCUUCAGCAGGAUCAACGAACCAGGCCAGACGCCGGCGUUCUGCGGCCGCUCGGGCAAGCAGCUGAAGAAGCCCCACGGCGGGCAGCGCGGCAUGCUGAUCGACGAGUGGGCCCGCGCCGUCAAGAGCCUCAGCGUGUCGUCCACCGUCAACCAGGCGUCGCGCCUCAUCGACGGCAGCGAGCUGUGCUGGCAGUCCUCCGGCUCCCAGGGGAAGCACUGGAUUCGUCUGGAGCUCUUCCCAGACGUGCUGGUCCACCGGCUGAAGAUGACCGUGGACCCUGCAGACAGCAGCUACAUGCCCUCCCUGGUGGUGGUCUCAGGCGGCAGCUCCCUGAACAACCUCAUCGAGCUGAAGACCAUCACCAUCAACCCUACAGACACCACUGUCCCCCUGCUGAGCGACUGCACCGAGUAUCACCGCUACGUGGAGGUCGCCAUCAAGCAGUGCCGCAGCUCGGGGAUCGACUGUAAGAUCCACGGGCUGGCCCUCGUGGGGCGCGUCCGCGCCGAGGACGAAGACCUGGCCACCAUCCCCUUCCUGGCCUCCGACAACGAGGAGGAGGAGGAGGACAAGACUGCCACCGGGAGCCUGGCGAGGAAGAAGUCGUCGGGGCUGGAGUCGGCCGCCACCAUCCGGACCAAGGUGUUCGUCUGGGGCCUGAACGACAAGGACCAGCUGGGCGGGCUCAAGGGCUCCAAGAUCAAGGUGCCGUCCUUCUCGGAGACGCUGUCCGCCCUCAACGUGGUGCAGGUGGCCGGGGGCUCCAAGAGCCUGUUCGCAGUGACGGCGGAGGGGAAGGUGUACGCGUGCGGCGAGGCCACCAACGGGCGCCUGGGCCUGGGCCUGUCCAGCGGCACCAUCCCCAUCCCCCGGCAGAUCGGCGCCCUCAGCAGCUACGUGGUGAAGAAAGUGGCGGUGCACUCGGGCGGGCGGCACGCCAUGGCGCUCACUGUGGACGGGAAGGUGUUCUCCUGGGGAGAGGGAGACGACGGGAAGCUGGGCCACUUCAGCCGGAUGAACUGUGACAAGCCGCGCCUGAUCGAGGCUCUGAAGACCAAGCGCAUCCGGGACAUUGCGUGCGGCAGCUCCCACAGCGCGGCCAUCACCUCCAGCGGGGAGCUGUACAGCUGGGGCCUGGGGGAGUACGGACGCCUGGGCCACGGAGACAACACCACGCAGCUCAGGCCCAAACUGGUGAAGGUGCUUCUGGGUCACCGUGUCAUCCAGGUGGCUUGUGGGAGCAGGGACGCCCAGACUCUGGCCCUCACCGAUGAAGGGCUGGUGUUCUCCUGGGGCGACGGGGACUUUGGGAAGCUGGGCCGGGGGGGCAGCGAGGGCUGCAACGUGCCCCAGAACAUCGAGAGGCUCAACGGCCAGAGCGUGUGUCAGAUCGAGUGCGGGGCCCAGUUCUCCCUGGCGCUCACCAAGUCUGGAGUGGUGUGGACCUGGGGCAAGGGGGACUACUUCCGCCUGGGCCACGGCACGGACGUGCACGUGCGGAAGCCUCAGAUGGUGGAGGGGCUGCGGGGGAAGAAGAUCAUCCACGUGGCCGUCGGGGCGCUGCACUGCCUGGCCGUCACGGAGACCGGACAGGUGUAUGCGUGGGGCGACAACGACCAUGGGCAGCAGGGCAACGGCACCACCACGGUGAACAGGAAGCCCACGCUGGUGCAGGGCCUGGAGGGCCAGAAGAUCACGCGCGUGGCCUGCGGCUCCUCCCACAGCGUGGCCUGGACCACCGUGGACGUGACCACGCCCUCCGUCCACGAGCCUGUGCUCUUCCAGACCGCCAGGGACUCCCUGGGAGCCUCCUAUCUAGGUGUGCAGUCCGACAGCGGAGACUCGGCCGUGAGUAACAAGCUGAGUGGCCAGAGCAGUGUGAAGCCCCACCGGCCCUCGCUGGCCAAGAUCCUGCUGUCCCUGGAUGGGAACCUGGCCAAGCAGCAGUCCCUGUCUCACGUCCUGUCUGCCCUGCAGAUCCUCUACGCCAGAGACGCGGUGGUCGGCGCCCUGAUGCCCGCCUGCAUGAUGCUCCCCAUGGAGUGUCCCUCCAGCCCCCCGGCCCCCCUCUCCGACUCCUCCUCCUCCUCCAGCCCGUCCGAGGCCGAGGGCCCCCCCCUGCCCGCCGAGGCGGAGGAGCGCGUCAGCCCCAACCCCUGGCAGGACCGCAAGGGAGAGGUCAGCUCUUCGGAGGACGCCAUCACGCCCUCGUCGGCCGUCACGCCCUCCGCCGCCGCCGCCUCCGCCCGCCCCUUCAUCCCCGUGACCGACGACCCCGGAGCCGCCAGCAUCAUAGCGGAGACCAUGACCAAGACCAAAGAGGACUCAGAGAGCCAGAACAAGGUUGUGGGUCCGGAGCCUCAGUACCUGGACGAGUUCACCAGCCUCCUGGUCCCGGACGACACGCGGGUCAUGGUGGACCUGCUGAAGCUGGCCGUGUCGGUCCGCGCCGGGGACAAGGGCAAGGAGGUCCUCUCGGCCGUGCUGUCGGGCAUGGGCACCGCGUACCCGCAGGUGGCCGACAUGCUGCUGGAGCUGUGCGUGACGGAGCUGGAGGACGUGGCGUCGGACUCCCAGAGCGGCCGGCUGUCCUCCCAGCCCGUGGUGGUGGAGAGCAGCCACCCCUACACGGACGACACCUCCACCAGCGGCACGGUCAAGAUUCCAGGCGCUGAGGGACUGAGAGUGGAAUUCGACCGCCAGUGUUCCACCGAGAGACGCCACGACCCUCUCACCAUCAUGGACGGAGCCAAUCGUAUCGUCUCCGUCAGAUCAGGGAGGGAGUGGUCUGAUUGGUCCAGCGAGCUGAGGAUCCCGGGAGAUGAGCUCAAGUGGAAGUUCACCAGCGACGGCUCUGUUAACGGCUGGGGCUGGCGCCUCACUGUCUACCCCAUCAUGCCUGCUGCCGGGCCCAAAGACCUCCUGUCUGACCGCUGCAUCCUGUCCUGCCCCUCCAUGGCGCUGGUCACCUGCCUGCUGGACUUCCGGCUCAACUUCGCCUCCAACAGGGGCAUCGUGCCCCGCCUGGCCGCCUCACUGGCGGCCUGCGCCCAGCUCAGCGCCCUGGCGGCGGGUCAUCGCAUGUGGGCCCUGCAGCGCCUCCGCAAGCUGCUGACCACCGAGUACGGCCAGUCCAUCAACAUCAACAGGCUGCUGGGGGACAGCGAGGGGGAGACGCGCUCCAUGAGUUUUACAGGCAGUGCGCUGGCCGCCCUGGUGAAGGGCCUGCCUGAGGCCCUGCAGAGGCAGUACGAGUACGAGGACCCCAUCGUCAGAGGAGGCAAGCAGCUCCUCCACAGCCCCUUCUUCAAGGUGUUGGUGGCGCUGGCGUGCGACCUGGAGCUGGACACACUUCCCUGCUGUGCGGAGACGCACAAGUGGGCGUGGUUCAGGCGAUACUGCACCGCGUCCAGAGUGGCCGUGGCGCUGGACAAGAGGACGCCGCUGCCCAAGCCCUUCCUGGACGAGGUGACCAAGAAGAUCCGCGAGCUCAUGGCUGACCACGAGAGCCUGAGCGGGCUCCACGAGAGCCACGACGCCUUCCGGCGCGAGCACGACGAGCAGCUGGUGCAGUGGAUGAACCGCCGGCCCGACGACUGGACGCUGUCGGCGGGGGGCAGCGGCACCAUCUACGGCUGGGGCCACAACCACCGCGGCCAGCUGGGGGGCAUCGAGGGGGCCAAGGUCAAGGUGCCCACCCCGACGGAGGCCCUGGCCACGCUGCGGCCGGUGCAGCUGAUUGGAGGGGAGCAGACGCUGUUUGCCGUGACGGCGGACGGGAAGCUCUACGCCACAGGUUAUGGGGCGGGGGGCAGGCUGGGGAUCGGGGGCACGGAGUCCGUGUCCACCCCCACCCUGCUGGAGUCCAUCCAGCACGUGUUCAUCCGGAAGGUGGCGGUGAACUCCGGCGGGAAGCACUGCCUGGCUCUGUCGUCCGAGGGGGAGGUGUACUCCUGGGGAGAGGCCGAGGAUGGGAAGCUGGGCCACGGGAACCGGAGCCCGUGCGACCGCCCCCGGGUCAUCGAGUCUCUGCGGGGGGUGGAGGUGGUGGACGUAGCGGCGGGCGGCGCCCACAGCGCCUGCAUCACAGCCAGCGGGGAGCUGUACACCUGGGGCAAGGGCCGCUACGGCCGGCUGGGCCACGGAGACAGCGAGGACCAGCUCAAACCCAAACUGGUGGACGCGCUGCAGGGCCACCGGGUGAUCGACGUGGCGUGCGGCAGCGGCGACGCCCAGACGCUGUGCCUGUCGGACGACGACAUGGUGUGGUCCUGGGGGGACGGGGACUACGGCAAGCUGGGCCGGGGCGGCAGCGACGGCUGCAAGGUCCCCAUGAAGAUUGACUCCCUGACCGGGCUGGGCGUGGUCAAGGUGGAGUGCGGCUCUCAGUUCUCUGUGGCGCUCACCAAGUCUGGGGCAGUGUAUACCUGGGGGAAAGGAGACUACCACCGGCUGGGCCACGGCUCGGACGACCACGUGCGGCGACCCCGACAGGUGCAGGGGCUCCAGGGGAAGAAGGUCAUCGCCAUAGCGACGGGGUCGCUCCACUGCGUGUGCUGCACGGAGGAUGGAGAAGUGUACACCUGGGGGGACAACGACGAGGGCCAGCUGGGAGACGGGACCACCAACGCCAUCCAGAGGCCCCGGCUGGUUGCCGCGCUGCAGGGCAAGAAGAUCAACCGGGUGGCCUGCGGCUCCGCCCACACGCUGGCCUGGUCCACGAGCAAGCCCACCAACGCCGGCAAGCUGCCCGCUCAGGUGCCCAUGGAAUACAACCACCUCCAGGAGAUCCCCAUCAUAGCCCUGAGGAACAGGCUGCUGCUGCUGCACCACAUCUCCGAGCUGUUCUGCCCCUGCAUCCCCAUGUUCGACCUGGAGGGCCGUCUGGGCCAGGCGGGGCACGGCCCCCCGGUGGGCUUCGACACGCUGCGUGGCAUCCUCAUCUCCCAGGGCAAGGAAGCGGCGUUCCGCAAGGUCGUCCAGGCGACCAUGGUCCGGGACCGCCAACAUGGCCCUGUGGUGGAGCUCAACAGGAUACAGGUGAAGCGCUCCCGCAGUAAAGGGGGCCUGGCUGGUCCAGACGGGACCAAGUCGGUGUUUGGUCAGAUGUGCUCUAAGAUGAGCUCCUUCAGCCCCGACAGCCUGCUGCUGCCCCACCGCGUCUGGAAGGUCAAAUUUGUGGGCGAGUCUGUGGAUGACUGUGGUGGAGGCUACAGUGAGUCCAUAGCAGAGAUGUGCGAGGAGCUCCAGAACGGCCUGACCCUGCUGCUCAUCGUCACCCCCAACGGGCGCGACGAGUCGGGCGCCAACCGGGACUGCUUCCUGCUCAACCCCGCCGCCAAGACCCCCCUGCACAUGAACAUGUUCCGCUUCCUGGGAGUUCUUCUGGGUAUCGCUAUCAGAACAGGCAGCCCACUCAGUCUGAACCUGGCAGAACCCGUCUGGAAGCAGCUGGCCGGAAUGAACCUCACCAUCGCUGACCUCAGUGAGGUGGAUAAGGACUUCAUCCCGGGGCUGAUGUACAUCCGGGACAACGAGGCGACAGCGGAGGAGUUUGAGGCGAUGACGCUGCCCUUCACCGUGCCCAACGCCAGCGGCCAGGACAUCCAGUUGAGCUCCAAGCACUCCCACAUCACCCUGGAGAACCGCGCCGAGUACGUCCGCCUGGCCAUCAACUACAGGCUCCAUGAGUUUGACGAGCAGGUGUGUGCGGUGCGUGAGGGCAUGGCCCGGGUGGUCCCGGUGCCCCUGCUCUCCCUCUUCACCGGCUACGAGCUGGAGACUAUGGUGUGUGGCAGCCCAGACAUCCCCCUGCACCUCCUCAAGUCGGUGGCCACCUACAAGGGGGUGGAGCCCACGGCGCCCCUCAUCCAGUGGUUCUGGGAGGUGAUGGAGUCCUUCUCCAACACGGAGAGGUCCCUGUUCCUGCGCUUCGUCUGGGGCCGCACCCGCCUGCCCCGCACCAUCGCCGACUUCCGGGGACGAGACUUCGUCGUGCAGGUGCUGGACAAGUACAACCCUCCGGACCACUUCCUGCCAGAGUCGUACACUUGCUUCUUCCUGCUCAAGCUGCCCAGGUACUCCUGCAAGCUGGUGCUGGAGGAGAAGCUCAAGUACGCCAUCCACUUCUGCAAGUCCAUCGACACGGACGACUACGCCCGCAUCGCGCUGACGGGCGAGCCGGCCGCCGACGACAGCAGCGAGGACUCGGACAACGAGGACGCCGAUUCCUUCGCCUCGGACUCCACGCAGGAUUACCUGACCGGACACUGACUCCCCUGACCUUUAACCCCCUGACCCCCCCCCCCCCCCCCGCUCGCCGGAGAAAAAGGGCGAAGGCACCCCCCACAGACUAAAUGAGGAUGAGAAAACACAUGACGGUGUUGAAUCUCACCUAUUCAUACGUACACAUACAUGAAUUUAUACACACACACACAUGCACACACACACAUGCAUUCUGCUACGACUUACCCUUACGUGGAGAAAACAAAAAAGUGAAUUAUGUGCAAUUAGCUUUGACGGCACUGUACGCUGGAGAAGAAACCUAGACUCUCAUUUAGUCUCUUUAAAAAUAAUUAGGAGGGGAUGAGUCGCACCAGGGAUCGCCACGUCCCCUGAAAACCCUGUUGGGCGCGCGGCCUAGCGCUGCGGUGGACGUGCGAGCCCGUCUAUCUUUAGGUUGUUGUAAAUUGCGAAGGAUGCCUGAUAGCUUUUUUUUUUCUUUCAGUUUCCAUUCUCUCUCGGUUACAAGUGUUUCUUCAAAAGAACCUUUUUAAAAUUCAGUGUCAGUGUUUCUCACUCGGCUCGCACCAAUCAGAACCCAGGGGAAAGGUCAUGUGACAACGACUGUCUCUCGAUUGAACACGUGUAUGCUGCACUGUCCUAUGAAAAAAAUGUAUAUAAUGAUUGUGCCAUGUAUUCAUGAAAAGGUCUCAUUCCUGCAUAUUAAAUGUUAAUAAAAACAAUUCUGUUAAUAAAUUAAAAUGAUGA
Molecule: messenger RNA, 14951 nt
Organism: Osmerus eperlanus (European smelt)
Lineage: Eukaryota; Metazoa; Chordata; Actinopteri; Osmeriformes; Osmeridae
Gene: herc2
Product: HECT and RLD domain containing E3 ubiquitin protein ligase 2
Exons: 89
Coding region: 159-14234 (4691 amino acids)
Biological process (GO): protein ubiquitination
Molecular function (GO): zinc ion binding; ubiquitin-protein transferase activity
Source: RefSeq, a predicted model, not a curated record